CUACAAUAUCAAAAUCGACUCCGAGAGAACGCGAUCGAGAAAGCGUAGCAACUCAGAGCGUGGUCGGCUUCGCUGCUACUGGUAGUAAACGCGGAGGUGCCAAGAAGACUGCGAGUUACUCAGUUCCGUGUCUUUGCCCUCUCACCCAUAGUUUCGAAACACAGGCUUCUCAGGUGCAACUGCUUGGG
Amoebophrya sp. A25 is the source of this 188-nucleotide messenger RNA. NCBI's taxonomy places the organism in Eukaryota, Dinophyceae, Syndiniales, Amoebophryaceae. The record is from the annotation of a GenBank genome assembly.